Molecule: messenger RNA, 3080 nt
Organism: Pimephales promelas (fathead minnow)
Lineage: Eukaryota; Metazoa; Chordata; Actinopteri; Cypriniformes; Leuciscidae
Gene: map2k4b
Product: mitogen-activated protein kinase kinase 4b
Biological process (GO): MAPK cascade; protein phosphorylation
Molecular function (GO): JUN kinase kinase activity; ATP binding
Source: RefSeq, a predicted model, not a curated record
CACAUGGCAACCUCAAACACGCACGCACGCACGCACGCACACACACACACACAGUUCUAAGCGGCGCAGUUCCAGUUUUCUACUCAUCGAGCCCGUCUGUCCUGUCCCGCCUGAGGAGCUUUCGCCCCUCGUUUCUAAACUCAACCGAAUGGGGUGCGGAACCCUCCACGGUUUCCUCCAGUAGUGUGUGUGGUGUGUGUGUGUGUGUGGGUGGGUGGGUGAGAGCUGAAGAGUCGCUCUGCUGCUGCUGGAAUCAAGCAGAUCCACAAUGGCGACUCACAGUCCCAGUAACAGCAACUCACCAACAGCCCCGUGUAUCAGGAGCAUCAGCGCCGCGGGACCCGUGAUGCAACACCUGAGCAACACGCAGGAUUCCAACACAUGCUGGAGGUGUCAGAAUGAAACAGGGUUUCAGAUAAAUCUGACUGGAGUAACCCAAAGUAAACGCAAAGCACUGAAGUUAAACUUUGCCAAUCCACCGGUCAAACCGACCACUCGUCUGCCCAUCGUCACGCCGGCUCCUCCUUUCCAGAAUCCACACAUAGAGCGUCUGCGCACACACAGCAUCGAGUCCUCGGGGAAGCUGAAGAUUUCUCCGGAACAGCACUGUGACUUCACCGCCGAGGACCUGAGGGAUCUGGGAGAGAUCGGGAGAGGAGCGUACGGCUCCGUCAACAACAUGGUGCACAAGCCCAGCGGGCAGAUCAUGGCCGUCAAGCGCAUCCGCUCCACCGUGGACGAGAAGGAGCAGAAGCAGCUGCUCAUGGAUCUGGAUGUGGUGAUGAGGAGCAGCGACUGCCCGUAUAUCGUCCAGUUCUACGGCGCUCUGUUCCGUGAGGGCGACUGCUGGAUCUGCAUGGAACUGAUGUCUACCUCCCUCGACAAAUUCUACAAAUAUGUAUAUUGUGCAUUAGAUUAUGUCAUUCCAGAGGAAAUAUUAGGCAAAAUUACAUUAGCAACUGUGAAAGCACUGAAUCACUUGAAAGAAAACUUGAAGAUCAUCCACAGAGACAUCAAACCCUCCAACAUUCUCCUGGACAGAAACGGAAACAUUAAACUGUGUGAUUUCGGCAUCAGCGGACAGCUGGUCGACUCCAUCGCCAAGACCAGAGACGCCGGCUGUCGACCGUACAUGGCUCCGGAGCGGAUCGACCCCAGCGCCUCCAGACAGGGUUACGAUGUUCGCUCAGACGUCUGGAGUUUGGGAAUCACGUUGUACGAGCUGGCGACGGGACGCUUCCCCUACCCCCGCUGGAACAGUGUGUUUGAUCAGCUGACUCAGGUGGUGAAGGGAGACCCUCCUCAGCUCAGCAGCUCUGAGGAACGCCAGUUUUCUCCCAAAUUCAUCCAGUUUGUCAAUCUAUGCCUUACGAAGGACGAGUCAAAAAGGCCAAAGUACAGAGAACUGCUGAAGCAUCCGUUCAUCCUGAUGUACGAGGAGCGAGUGGUGGACGUGGCGUUGUACGUGUGUAAGAUCCUGGAUCAGAUGCCAGUGUCUCCCAGUUCUCCCAUGUAUGUUGACUGAUGGUGAGCGGUCUGUAAGUCGCACGGCCCGGUCACCAUGUGGUGUUCAUACAGCAUCAGCCCGUAACCGGCCCACAUUUCACCGCGUUUCCCACGUCACGCCCGGCCUCGGCGCUCGCUCUCUGCCGCCAGUCACGUCAGCCAUCCGAACACUCGCCUCGCUCUCCAGAGCAAACACUCUCAAAUCAAGAGAUUGCUUUAAAAAUGUGCUUUGUGCUUAAAACAAAAACAAUGAUCUGCCAGCGGCGUCAGAAAAAAAUCAUCUUGUUUUCCCUUUGGAUGAAGAUUAUUAUUCUGACUCCAUUGGCUGAUUUUGUUUAAAGCACAAACUCGAAAACAAGACUGAAUAUCUUGUGUAAUUUCCCUUCUCCAGUAAAUGUGUCUCGAUUUAAGAAUGUUUGUGCUGAGGAAGAACACCAUCGUCUUCGGUCUGGAGGCGUCGCGGAGUCGGAGAGCGAGCGCUGAACGCAGGGUUUGUGCUCAUGUGUGAAAUGAGAGUCUUGGUAUUUAAGGGUCUGAGUAUUUCACAUGGUUUAUGUGCGUGAACACAUGAUUGAAAGUCCCAAAACAUUUUGUGCAAUAAGAACGGGCUCUCAUUUAAAAGCCAUUUACAUCACGGUGUGUAAACAAGCUUCAGAUUCAGCAAAACAGCCUUUCUGUGUGUGUGUGUGUGUGUGUGUGUGUGUGUGUGUGUGUGUAAAAUCAUUUCGGAAUAUUAACAAGCAAAACUUGAAUUUGCUCAUUAAAGAAGACAAAGACCAUCAGAUCAAGCGUAAUAGUUGCUGAUGUAGAUGUCACCAUCCCAGUGUUUGUCUUCAUGUGUGUUUGAACGUCUACAUCUCGUCACUCUAUUUAAAGAAUUCCUAUGUAAAGGUCUUGUUCUGCAUCAAAGAAAUGUUAAAGUAGCUUUACUUGCUCAAUAUGCAAUAUACCGUGGCGAGGCGUCUCGUGUUGGAUCUCGUGUCCUCCACUGGAAAUCUGUUUCUUCACUCACACACUUUUCUCUGAGGCUCGUCCUCGAUGCUUCCGCAUGAUAGAUCCGGCAUGACGGUUUACGACCCGCCUCACGUAAUUCAUCCACAGGUCACUUAUUUUAAAAGAUGUCCAGCGGUUAUCAAACAUCUUGAUUGUGUAAUAAUACGGCACCGGAUAGUGUUCGGAGAGCUUUGAAUCGCCACGUCACGUGACUCUUUAAAGAGUCCAAAUCCUCCUUUACUCAGUCCAAGAAAUCACAUUGCCACUCCAGAAUGUUUAAUGCGGAGAGUAAAAUGAUUGUAAGAGUGAUGUGCUUUAUUAUAUUGUAUCGAGAGUGGGAAAUGUGUACAGGAAAAAAAUGAUCACUGUGAAAAUUAUUUUACGUGUAUGGUGAGAAUCUGUAUAAAUUGUACCAUGGAAAUGUGCAGGGAUAAUGGCGUGUGUGUUCAGGUUCGGAGACAUCACCCUCGUCACAUGAUUCAUGAGGACGCCGUUAAUGAAUAUGAUGUGAUUGUUGACAUCUGUUAGAUCUGAACACAGCGAUGGGUUUAAUGCUAUAGAAUAAAACCAAUACUCAGCCA